Poeciliopsis prolifica (blackstripe livebearer) is the source of this 1071-nucleotide messenger RNA. Its product is annotated as CUB and sushi domain-containing protein 1. The coding region runs from base 154 to 804 and encodes 216 amino acids. The record is from RefSeq and is a predicted model, not a curated record. The transcript has 5 exons. Lineage: Eukaryota; Metazoa; Chordata; Actinopteri; Cyprinodontiformes; Poeciliidae.
UAACGUCACAGAUUCCUCAUUCUGUUGUGAACGCAGCUCUACUAUCGUUCUUUCACAUUGUUUUAUGCUUCUUUUAGGAUACGUCAAAUAUAUUUAAUGGCCAGUUCUCUCAUUUAUCUGCAAGGUUUCUGCAGCAAAUAAUGGAAUCAGAAGAUGGGCUUCAUGUUGUUGAAUGUGCUCUUGUUAUUCCUGCUUUGGUCCUUUCAUAAAGGGAUUUCUCAGACGCCCGAGUGGAAUGGAGAGUUGGAAGUCAGUGGUGAGACGGAAUGGAUUCCCCAGCUGGAUCUCCUGGAUGACACCUACUGGUCCGGGUCAGCGCCGCUGUGUGUGGGAGGGUGUAAGGCCCGUCACCAGGAGCUCAGGAAAGACCCUUGUGGCGACUCCAGCUGCUGCUGGCUCGGCUACAAAUCUCUCUGCAGAGUGAACUGUGGCAGGCCUGAUUCGGACUAUAACGGAGUAGUUUACGGUAAUGACUGGUGGGUGGGCUCUGUGGUGAGGUACGCCUGUCGCUCUGGCUUCAUCCUGCUGGGAACCCCCAACAGGUCAUGCCAGUCCAAUGGCCUCUGGACCCCCAAACCCAUCUGCCUCAGGAUGUGUCAGCGUGGAAGGGUUGAAGUCAGGGAGAGCGAGCUGAACGGCACGUGUGACUCCACCUGUGAGAAUAAGAGCUACUUCGGCCCACCCAAACUGGGCUGCUCACUGAUGAACAACUGCAAGAAGAAGGAGACGGGCUGGAAGAGGUUCUUCACGCAGUGUGUUCCUUGUAUUUGUGACUGCUCCUUAUCAUGCGCAACUGCAGGCUAAUCCUGACAGGGACGUCAGAUGAUCAAGUGAAAGUCUUCAUCCACUUCCUCAGACACAUCGGUAACAUAACAAAACAUGAAAAUAUAUUAUUUUCACUUUACCUUUGCAAGCCAGCAGUUUUUCUUUGCUUUCUGAGACAGAAUUAGGUUGAUGCCUGAGGCUUAAAACUAUAAGAUGUGUGUUUGCUUGUAAACUCCACUGCUCCACCGCUCAGUCCAUCUGUCCUGCAAGGAGCUAAAACACUAAUCUUGUUACAAAAGGCAGAUC